Molecule: messenger RNA, 2030 nt
Organism: Drosophila innubila
Lineage: Eukaryota; Metazoa; Arthropoda; Insecta; Diptera; Drosophilidae
Product: microtubule-associated protein RP/EB family member 1-like
Exons: 2
Coding region: 854-1762 (302 amino acids)
Biological process (GO): protein localization to microtubule plus-end; spindle assembly; regulation of microtubule polymerization or depolymerization
Cellular component (GO): spindle midzone; microtubule organizing center; cytoplasmic microtubule
Molecular function (GO): microtubule plus-end binding
Source: RefSeq, a predicted model, not a curated record
ACGCGUGUGUCUAUGUGUGUGUGUGUAUGUGUGUCAGUGUCUACAAAGGAUUCCCUUAGAAAAGCACAGCAAACUCUCCUCAAAAAGCUUGCGUAGACUUGGCUGCUGCAUGAUAUAAUAACUAAGGUAGCGAUAAUAUUAGCACAAUGACAGCGAAAGGAAAAUACGAUAAUCAGAGACAAAACAUUGCAUACUGCAAACUGAACAAUAUAAUACAGCAAAAGUUGAGGGCAAUCUUUGAGGUGUCGCUACCUUAUAUUAUUGUAUCAUGUCUGUGUCUACAAAGGAUUCCGAUAGUAAAGCGCAGCAAACUCUCCUUAAAAAGCUUGUGUAGACUUGGCUGCUUAAUGAUACAAUAAUGCAAGGUAGCGACAAAUAAAAAAUAAUUAAGGCAGCGAUAAUUUAAUGUCAGCGAUAGGGAAAUACGAUAAUCUGAAAUUGUGUGCGGUCAGAGCGAGACAAAACAUUUCAUAGCCUAUUCAGGAUGUAUUUAAUAUUAAUUGUAGAUAAAUCAGAUUUUGUUGUUGUUGUUGGCAAACUCAAGGAAAUAACGGAACCAGCACUCACACAUGUGCGCCUCACUUAAAGUGGUUAAAGAUCGAUUUGCAUGGCUCUGAAUUUCUAUCUGUGUUUUUUUUUUUCAAAUCAAAGUAAGCGUAUGCUUUAAUAAUAUAAAGCGUAUGAUUUCGUGUCGUACGUUUGUAUAGAUUUAUCUCAGUCAAAAUAUAGUGUCACAGGCUUUCCAGAAAUUUGAAAAAAUACUUCUUUUCUUUGUACAUUUUGUGCACAUCACGUAAAAUCCAUAAGUACUAGGUUCAAAAUAAUAAUAUUAACGCAUAUAAAUAUUGGUAAAAUGGCUGUUAAUGUGCACUCGACAAAUGUAUCUUCGCAAAAUUGGUCGCGCCAUGAGAUGCUGACCUGGGUCAAUACACAAUUGCAAGCACAGUUCAAAAAGAUUGAGGAACUCUGCACUGCUUAUUGUCAGUUUAUGGACAUGCUUUUCCCCAACUCGGUGUCCUUGAAGCGAAUCAAGUUUCGUGCCAAUCAGGAGCACGAAUUUGUGCAUAACUUUAAGCUUUUGCAGGCGAGCUUUCAGAAGAAUCAGGUCGAAAAGGAAAUACCCAUUGAGCGUUUGAUCAAGGGACGUUUUCAGGAUAAUUUCGAGUUUCUACAAUGGUUCCGUAAGUUUUUCAAAGCCAAUUACAAUGGCAAGCCCUAUAAUGCAUUUGAGGCCCGUGAUCGGGCGCCGAUGGGCUUCGGUGCCAGUGUGGUAGUGCAAAAUGUGUACAGACCACCACCACCGUCACAUAAUUUGGUGAAUCCCCGACCUAUGCCUGUAUUUGCCGAUCAUCAGAUACGCACACGCACAUUCGUUAGCGAUGGUUCAACAUUUCGCAAACAUGUUACCAAUAAUCCAUUGAGCCUAAGGAGCAAACAAUACAAUACAGAAAAGACCGAGCAGGAGCGCGACUUGUAUAUAUCCAAGUUGCGAGAGGUGCGAAUGAUCUGUGAGGAGAAUAGUAAUAAUAAUAGUCAGGACAAUGGCAAUAAUCAAGUGCUUCAAAAGAUUAUCAAAAUUGUCGAUGAAAUCGAUAUUCCCAUGGAGGAAUUUCCCUAUGAUGAUGAUGAUGAUGAAAAUGAUCAUCUGGUUGAUGAUGAUGAUGAUGAGGAUGAUGACGAAGAUGCUGAUGAUGUUAAACAUGUCGAUGAUGACAAUAAUGUGAAAAUGGUAGAUACAUUCGAUAAUCCAGUCGAAUAUUAGGCUGGCCCUCAUUUGAGGGCACACACACACACACACACGCACACCAUUACUGGACAUCUGGGCAUCGAUACUGGGAAUUAAAAACAUAUGUACACGCAAACCUAUCCAACAGAAUAUGUAUUUCUUAAAAUGUCCUUUUGUUAUUUUAAGACUUGUAUACUUUCAUUGAGAGGACAACAAAAUAGACACGCAUUCAAAUUCACAAGUUGCAAUUAAGAAUAAUAAUAAAUAUGGAGCUGCUGAGCUUCUAAUUUUAAUCUUUAAAGUA